UUUUUAGACGAAAAAUAUACUAAAACACACAAAACAAGGAAAAAUAAUGCAAUUUUUCAAAAAUUUGGAGACAUUUUCGUCCGAUUUAUGACAAAUUUAAAUGGAUUUUAAUUUUUGUCAUAAAACUUUAUCACCCUGCAUAUCCGUAACGAAGCUUUAUACGACUAUCGUAUGUUUGACAAAUUAGUGUUAUUUUUCGAUAUAGAAUAUGUAGUUGCAAUUUUUUGCAAUAUUAAAAAAACAGCUUGUAUAUUAAGUAUUUUUAAAAUGACGCUAUACAGAGUGAUUCUUGUACUAAACUUCCAAUGCAGCUACGACUUUGAAAUUUUGUACGCGACCAAAAUCGGCCAUUUUUGAUUUUGAAAUUUGAAAUUUUAAACCACUCAUUUUUUACACUUUCGAAUUACUCAAGUUGUCAAUACUUAUCUGUCAUAGUUUUUAACAUAUCUCAAUUUUUUGUCGAAAUUUUCGAAAAUCACAGCAACUCUUUGCAAUAAGUGAGUUUUUUUGCAUUUAAUAACCAAUCAAAAUUAUCAACUGUCAAAUUUCAAGACUAGUAUAAUUUUUGAAAAAUGAUAGUUUCAAACUGCUAUAAGUCAGUUUUUUCAAAAAUUUUUAAAAGAUUUUAUAGCCUGAGUUACACUGGAAGUUGAAAUGGUUCUAAUGUAGGCCUUGCAAAAAUCAGCCUGUAUAGUUUUGCGUUAUAAGACGGGACAUCCUGUAUAACGCAUGAUUUUUCAAAUUCGGCCUCAAAAAUGCAAAUUCUUGAGCUAGUUUGAAGGUCGACUUAUCAAAAGAUUGAAAGUUAAUUAAGUUGAGGUCAAGUCGGCUGCAUUGUAAUUUUCUUGUGUCCUUGAAUAUUGAAAAUAACUCUUGUUACCGACCACUGAUUUUUUUUACGAUUUUCAUUUGAAUAAUAAAAUUUCAUACAAAAUAAUUGUUUUCUGAGAAAUGAGAGAAAGAGAUUGUCAUGCAUGUAUCACGUGAUCGGGUGACGGGGAAAAGUCCAUAGAAAGAUUUCUGGUAGUUCACCUGAGUCGAGAAAUGCACUUUCUGUUUUUUUUUCCUGAUAAUUAUUAAUCACUUAUAAAUAUGCAAUUUAUAUUAAUAUGCAUUUAUUUCUUAUGAUUUUUUCACCGACCCAUCAAACGUAAAAAUCAACCCAUCAGUGCCUCCCAUGAAGGUCUCCCUUCAGUAUUAAUAAAAAUAGAAUUUUCCUCCGGAGGUGUGUCCGUUUGAUUUUCAAAGGCCACCAAUUGCACAAUUGUGGUAAAUUGCAUAAGACUGAAAGGUACAUGAGAAAAAUCCGCAAGGAUAAAACCAUGAUUGUCUUCAACAAGGGCAGUUGAGCGCGUUUUCUCGUACCAUCAUGUUCCCCCUUAUCAUUUUCCUCAGUCUGUGUUUCUUCUUCUGCAUCCAUUUCCACUGGAAACGCUUCCGGUUGUAUCGCAUGUCCUGGAAUAUUCCGGGCCCGGUGAAUCUCCCCUUCAUCGGCUGUGCUUACCUCUUCUACACCGGAAACGCAGCUGAAAUCGCCAAACGUUUCAUGAAGAUGUUUGACGACUACCCGGACUUGAGCAAAGCCUGGAUGGGCCCGGAUUUGUACUACUUAGUCACCAAACCGGAAUAUUUGGAGGUGAUUUUGAACCACAAUGCCACUCUCGAAAAAAUGGAACUUUACAAAUUCGUCAAACCCAUUGUCGGGGAUGGGUUAAUAUCAAGUCCGGUGAGAGUUUGGAAAAGACACCGGAAAAUUAUAGCACCGACUUUCAACCAAAAGGUUUUGAACCAGUUUCCGGGUGUGAUUAGUGAACAAGUGAAUUUUUUGAUUGAGUUACUUCACAAAGAGUGUGGAAAAGGAGAAAUUGACCAUUGUAAGUAUGUAACAAAUUGUGCCAUUGAUAUUGUUGGUGAAACCAUUUUUGGAGUCUCACUCAAUGCCCAAAAUGGUACCAAGUCGUAUAGUCACAUUUUUGACCAAUGGAUGGAAGUUGUCUUUAUGAGAAUUUUCCGACUAGAUUACCAAUUCGAUUGGGUUUUCUCCUGGACCAAAGCCAACAAAAUCCAAGACCAAGUCAAAAAUUUAAUCCAAAGUAUGACUCGGGAGAUAAUUGAGAAGAAGAAGGAACAAAUUGGGUGUCAACUGGAAGCCGAUGAAGAAAAAAAGAAGCCUUUCUUGGACCUUCUGGUCGAAAAAUUCCUCAAUAAGGAGCUAACCCAAGAAGAAUUAGAAGACGAAGUUAACACCUUCCUAUUAGCUGGAUCUGACACAAACGCCACUUCGGGAUCGUUCAUUUUGACACUUCUUGGGAUGCACCAGGAUGUCCAAGAGAAACUUUACAACGAAGUGACCGAAAUUCUGGGCCCGGAGCGGCCCCCAACCCUUGACGAUUUACCCAAACUCAAAUACACCGAACGUGUGAUUAAAGAGUCGCUCCGGGUAUUUCCGGGCGCCCCCUUCGUGGCUCGAGUCGUCGAACAAGAUGUGAAUUUGGGCGAUGUGGUGGUCCCCAAAGGCGCAAAUAUCGGUCUUGGUUAUUUGCAUUUGCAUAGGAGUGAGAAGUAUUGGGAACAACCGUUGAAAUUUGAUCCUGAUCGGUUUCUACCGGAAAAAUCGCUAAAUAGGCAUCCAUACACGUGGUUGCCUUUUUCCGGAGGGCCCCGGAACUGUAUAGGUUGGAAGUAUGGAAUGCUGGUCAUGAAAAUAAUGGUAGCAAUGGUUAUACGAAAAUUCCGGGUUACGAGUUCGAUCAAGUCGAUUGGAGAUAUCGAAUUAACGGCAAAUAUUGUUCUAAAACCCAAAAAUGGGUUCAGGCUAGCUUUCCAGCAGCGUUAGUUGUUUUUAUUUGUAUAUUUGUUGUUGAAUAGAAAUAAAUAAAAACAAAACGUU
Messenger RNA from Tribolium madens (black flour beetle), 2890 nucleotides. RefSeq names its product cytochrome P450 4C1-like. The transcript has 6 exons. Lineage: Eukaryota; Metazoa; Arthropoda; Insecta; Coleoptera; Tenebrionidae. The record is from RefSeq and is a predicted model, not a curated record. Bases 1370 to 2836 code for a protein of 488 amino acids. Gene Ontology annotation, molecular function: monooxygenase activity; heme binding; oxidoreductase activity, acting on paired donors, with incorporation or reduction of molecular oxygen.